Molecule: messenger RNA, 2094 nt
Organism: Aspergillus nidulans FGSC A4
Lineage: Eukaryota; Fungi; Ascomycota; Eurotiomycetes; Eurotiales; Aspergillaceae
Exons: 2
Coding region: 1-2094 (697 amino acids)
Molecular function (GO): ATP binding; ATP hydrolysis activity
Source: RefSeq, a predicted model, not a curated record
AUGCCGGUACGGCUUCCAGGUCGGAAAUCGCAGGAUAAGGGGCCGGCAACCGAGAUGACUGGCGGCAAUCAGCUUCCCCUGACUGGUGGAACUGAAUGUGCGAUUCAAACGGUUUAUGAAGGGCCGCCAAAGUGCACAUGUUGCAAGAACUGGGUAACCGAAUAUCCCGGUAGUUCACGUACAGUGAAUGAGCAACAGCAAUACCUUCCGACGAAGCGGAUGGCCUUGAUUGUGCGUAUGGCGAAGAGCCACAGAGAUGGUGCCAGUAACGCCUUAACGCUGCACUCUAUUGUCGUCCAGAGCCCGUCAUUGAAGGAGACAUUGGGCGAAGUCUUCGAGGACAAGGGCAUCACUUCACCCGCUCUCAAGAAGCUUGUUUUCUAUGCCCCCUUCCAUCCAUUUAUACAUCGCUGGAACCGGUUAGGCGAGAUUCUCAGACGACAGAAAAAGAGAGGGCAGGCGGCUGCAGCAUAUACGCAGUUGCUUAUAGACGUGCUCAGAACGAGACUCGAGGGUACGGUGGCAGAGAUCAACAACCUACUACACCACAAGAUUAUCACAUACUCUAUGCUGUGGGCACUCUUUGAGCCGGACGUCCUUGUCGUUUCCCAGGUUGCGGGGCAUGAGCGCUUGUUCAAAGUACGCAGUUGUGAAUAUGACGACGAAGAAGGUUGUCUGAAGAUUACCGCCCGGUUCGUGGACUGGGACGGCAAGGGCUUUGGCUAUGUCAUGCAAAGCUUUGAGAUUCGUCGAUUCAGCGGCGACAAAUCUAUAGUCGAACUCGACGUCUUCCCGGUCAUAUUUCACCCAUCAAGGGAAGAGGUAGAGGCUAAUGCGGCUAGCCGUGGCGAACGCUUCCGGGAUCUCUGCGGCGUUCGGUACGUGGCGUUCUCGGGUUUGAUUCGGUAUCAGGUGGAGUGGAAGGAGAUCGUAAGGAACCUUGACGAUCGCGUUGUCAUUGAUGCGGCCUCUUAUUUUGAAACGGAUUACGAACACCGUGCCGCAUUGAUGCCUCUGAAUUCGGACACAGACGCGCCCCAAAUUUAUGCCGUGGAUGAGCAGCACUGUCACGAGAGCGUGACGGAAUCCGAAGGGAGGCAGUACACUAUGCGUCAACGGGAAGAGCAGAGGAACGAUGCCAGAUUUUCCGAAGAAGCGUCUUCGACUCGGAUCACCAAUGGCAGUAUGCCUAUCCUAGCUGCACCUGUAAGCGGCGACCCACACGGUCCAAAUGAGGAGAUCAUGGAGGAGCACUUACGGCUUUGCUCCCCUUAUGUCCGAGGCUUUUCACUGAAAUUGAAAAGGUGGCUGGAGUUCGACCUUGACGGCAUCACAGAGAUCAAGUGGAAUGAUAGUGCCUUUGCUGAAUUGAUGCUGCCACCUGGUUACAGAGAUCUGGUGCUCUCAUUUGUGGCGGGACUGAGCAACGGCAAGGACGCCUUGGACGAUCUCAUUGAAGAUAAAGGUCUAGGUAUCAGCUUGCUCUUUGCUGGGAGCUCUGGCACCGGCAAGACACUGACAGCCAGGGCUAUUGCGGAGGAGCUCCGUAAGCCCUUGUACAUUCUGAGUGCCGGGGAAUUUGAACAAGAUCCGUCGAGCGCUGAAGAAAGGCUGAGGCGUACAUUCAUGCUGGCUGAGAAGUGGAAUGCAGUGCUCCUUAUUGACAAAUGUGAUACUCUCCUGCAAGAGCGGCCCUCUGAUCGCCUUGAGCAUAACAAGAUCCUCGCCGUUUUUCUCAGGUUGCUGGAAUACUACCGCGGGAUUCUGAUAAUAGCCACCGAUCAAGCAGAUACCACCGACAAGACGCUGAAAAGCCGCGUACAUUUCACCAUGCACUUUCCCGAGCUCAGUGCACCCGCUAGAAAAGAGAUAUGGAGGCAAUCUAUUGCUCGUUCAAAGGCGGACGCGGCCAUCACAGACAAGGUGUAUGACCGGUUGUCCCAGCUGCCGUUGAAUGGCCAUCAGAUCAAGCAGGUUGUAAAGAUUGCCACCCUCUUAUCUUACCAACAAACACAAAGCCUUGGGCUAGCACAAAUUCGGACUGUUCUAAGCGCCUCACAGGAGGUAGAUGCCCCCGCUAUUGCAGGCAUUUGA